GUUUCCGAAAUUACACAUGGCCCGGUUUUCCCCGAUGGCUUCACUAUAGCAAAAGUCGACCCACAAUCCAGCACCUUCCCCAUGUUCGGCUCGAGCGAGAACGACGCGCAAGAGCGACUUCUGCGCGCUCCGCUGAACCCGCAGCAGGCCGCGACGGGUAACGCCGGUAACCCUGGCAGCAUCCGCCAGCAGGAGAUCGGCACCGUCAGCGGCUUCACGUCGCUCUCGAACUUGUCGGCGCCUGCUACAUACUGGCAAAAGUGGGUAUCAUUUAGAAAUGAGAUUGGAUAAUCAAAACAUUAGCUGAUAGUGAUAUGGCGUUUCUAAAGGAUGAAGAUGAUGGAGGCUGCCACGCUCAUGCGCUACCUGCGUUAUGCCAACGUGGUGCUGGCGGUGCUGCAGGCCCUCGCGGGCUUUAUGGGGCUCUUCAACCUCGUAGUGCUGGACAUCACGUGCUUCCUCAUCUCUGUAUACGCCAUCAUAUUUGCUCUCUUGCUGUUGGCAUUCGAGUGCCGCUUCAAGCACAUGGAGCCAUGGAUCCGCCAGCAAUUCGGCUUCUUGUUCACAUACCGUGGACGAACUGCCUUCAUUUUUAUCGUGGGCUUCAUGGAUUUCGGCAUGGAAGGCUCGCUGCCUUACUUUGUGGGCUUCCUCAUGUGUGGUAACGCCUUCCUGAGUCUGCUCAUCAUGCUCUUCCACCCGCAGUUCCGUGAGGGAACGCUCGAUAUGGACAUGGACCCCACCGUUACGUACCGUCCUGCUGCCGAGGAGACGGAGACACUUCUGCGUCAACAUGAAGGUAUCGCGGCCAAGGCAGGUGCAUUCGUACUCCAUGAGGCCGAGGAACACCCGGAAUUCAUGGCCAAGAUGGCUCAGUCGUACGCUUCUAAGCAUGGCUACGUUCCUCCAGCGCAAAAGUAGGGACUUGGCUGCAUUUCCUUUUUCGACCGACGAGUUGUGCAUCGUGUGGCUCCUUCUCUUUCCUAUGUAUUGUUUAUAACUCCAUAACCACACUAAAUGCGUCAGUGACUCGAAGAUUGUCAUAUGAAAGAUUUUCACAGCUCAUAUAUUGUCUAGUCCAGUUGGUUUACUCGGU
Phytophthora nicotianae INRA-310 is the source of this 1096-nucleotide messenger RNA. RefSeq lists its product as hypothetical. The transcript has 3 exons. The coding region runs from base 331 to 921 and encodes 196 amino acids. The record is from RefSeq and is a predicted model, not a curated record. NCBI's taxonomy places the organism in Eukaryota, Oomycota, Peronosporomycetes, Peronosporales, Peronosporaceae.